Hypanus sabinus (Atlantic stingray) is the source of this 7636-nucleotide messenger RNA. RefSeq names its product angiopoietin-related protein 1-like. NCBI's taxonomy places the organism in Eukaryota, Metazoa, Chordata, Chondrichthyes, Myliobatiformes, Dasyatidae. The transcript is spliced from 5 exons. Bases 620 to 2104 code for a protein of 494 amino acids. The record is from RefSeq and is a predicted model, not a curated record. Gene Ontology annotation, biological process: cell surface receptor protein tyrosine kinase signaling pathway.
GAGCACUGACAGUGUAAAGUGCAAACAAAGAAGAACUUUUAUCCCCAUUCCAUCUGUUUCAUUAGGAACUUGUGAUUAAACGUUCGGAGAAAGGAAAUCACUUGCUCAAUUAGUUCUAAGUGCCAUUACGUCAUAGGUGUGUAGUUCUCAUAAACCUCAUGCUCGUGUUCUUAAGGAGACUGUCAGUCUGGCUUAUGUUGAUCCAGUGUCUACCAACUGCAACCCACCAUUUCACAGAGACGAGCCCUGAAGCUGUAAAACAGUACAGACAGUUGCACCACAGCAGCAACGAGUCUCAUGAUCUUUCUGUUAACUGAAAACAGAACUUUAAGUCUGGCACAGGGUUGCAGUGCUAUAUUCCUUUCAGGUUUAUUAAAGGUAUUGCAUGCAAAUAAUUUUGUCAGAAAACAAUGCUUUUGGAUCUGUAACAACAUGGAAGAGAGCUUUUCACGAGUUUGUUUGCUGCUGCAGAAAUCUUUGUGACUAUUUUAAGGAACAGUACAAAUAUUUGGAAACUUUUCAUCUGACUUUGAAACUUCAUCGCAACACGCACACAGGAAAAGGAAUCAGAAUUAUCUCUUUGGAGACAAGAGUUCCUUUCAGCAUUCUUUAAGUCAACAUGAAUUCAUUCAGCUGGACUUUGUGUCUGUUGUUAAUUAGUUUCAUGCCUACAGGAGGCAAGAGGGAACAACGUCAAGCCAGAAACAACAUUGCAGUACAUUCUGUUGUUCAUAACCGCUACAGACGUUCACCUAAUAGCAGCAACAAAUGUUCCUACACUUUCUUGGUCCCAGAUCAAAGGAUAACUGGUCCAAUCUGUGUCAGUUCAAAGGGGCCAGAAAGAAAUUAUAAUGGAAUAACUAGAAUGGAUGUGGAGGACUUAAAGGACAUUAUGUCCAAACAGAAACGGCAAAUUGAAAACCUUCAACUCUUAGUGGAGGUGGAUGGCGGCGUUGUAAAUGAGGUAAAAUUGCUACGAAAGGAGAGUCGGAAUAUGAAUUCACGUGUAACACAGCUUUAUAUGCAGCUCCUCCAUGAGAUUAUUCGCAAAAGGGACAACUCACUGGAAAUUUCACAGCUGGAGAACAAAGUUCUUAAUUCCACAGCUGAAAUUCUGCAAAUGGCCACCAAGUAUAGACAACUGGAACAAAAGUAUGCAGUACUGUCUACUCUUGUUAACAAUCAGUCUGUAGUCAUAACUAAAUUGGAACAGGAAUGCAUUCGUAGCCUUACUCCAAGAGAAUAUGAACCACCACCCCUUGUACAAGUUGUACCACAGUCCAUACCACGUAGCAGGCAUUACCAAAGCAAUUUGUUUGGUAGUAAUGAAAUACAAAGAGAUCAAAAUCCUGCAUUUACACGAGAACGGGGGCUUCGCUCCAGAGCACCCUUGCAUGAACCUUCUCCUACAACUGCCAGUUCUUUGGAAUCAUCAGUUACUGAAGAGCCCGAUGGUCCAUGGAAGGACUGCUACCAUGUUCGACAGACUGGAUAUGCAAACAGUGGCAUGUAUUUAAUCAAACCAGAAGGCACAGAGAAACUAAUCCAAGUCUGGUGUGACCAUAGCCAUGAUCAGGGGGGCUGGACAGUCAUCCAGCGUAGGGUCGAUGGGGCAGUCAAUUUUUUCAGGAACUGGGAUAACUACAAGAGAGGAUUUGGCAACAUCGAUGGAGAGCACUGGCUUGGAUUAGAGAAUAUUUACAGGCUCACUGCACAAGGAAACUACAAGCUAUACAUUAAACUGGAAGACUGGAAUGAUAAGAUAGUCUAUGCUGAGUACACUGACUUCAGAACAGAGGACGAAGAUGAUAACUAUAGGUUACGCAUUGGCAGCUAUCAAGGGAAUGCAGGAGACUCUUUAGCGUGGCACAAUGGCAAACAGUUUACAACACUCGACAGAGACAAAGAUUCAUACUCAGGUAACUGUGCCCACUUCCAUAAAGGUGGUUGGUGGUACAAUGCCUGUGCUCACUGUAAUUUGAAUGGAGUAUGGUAUCGUGGAGGUCAUUAUCGCAGCAAGUAUCAGGAUGGAAUUUACUGGGCUGAAUUUCGGGGAGGCUCCUACUCUCUUAAAAGUGUAGUAAUGAUGGUCAAACCCGAAUAACACACUGGUAAAUAAGUCACAUGUCCCCAAUGAAUACAUUUAAUAAAAAUAAAAGUAUAGGUUGUUUCAAAUAUAGGUGCUUUGUUAAAAAAGCAUUGUUUUACAAUGUUAACAGAACAUUUAAUUUGUUACCUACAUAAAUGGAUUUAUUACCUAAUAAGAUACUACAAAAGCAAGGAUCUUUAAAGUGUAUUGCGCAUCUGUGUUCAAUGAACUAUUUGCACUAUAGAGGAAAUACGACUUUUCUGAUACAGGACAGCAUUACACAUGUGCCAUGAAUUUAAGCAGAUUACUUUGUAAUCCAAUAAAACCACAAUGUUAUAACUAAUCUUUAGAUUAUAUUAAUACUAUAUUUUAUUGAAAGACUAUCGCUUGUUUAAUAAUCUGCUGUCAAACACAUCAACUUUAUUCCAAUAACAUCUACAGAAUCCUCACUAUUUUUAGCAAUGCUAAAAACAAUGAAAGGCAUUGUUGAAAUAUAUACUUCACAAUGCCUUUCAUGUACAAAGGUUAUUUUCAACAGAAUUUUGGGGAACAAUUAUCUCCACAGAUUAUGAAUGCUAAUCCUUCUGAAUUAGAUGAAAAAUAAUUAAACUAGGGUUUAAAACAAUGUCCCAUGUAACCUUAUAAACUUUGCAAUUUGAAAUGCUGACCAUUGUUAAAUAUAGAAUACUCACAAGAAGAAAUGUUUACAUCAUAUUUGAGUAUUUGUUGGAGCAGCAAUUUUUCCUUACAAUGAAAAUAUAUUGAAAUCUUGUAGGUGUUAUUUAUCCUGAAAGCAGUCAGGUGGCCAUAAUUAACCAGAGACAAAUAAAAUGGUUGAACUACAGAGAAAACUAUCAUAAUUUUACCAAAUACUCAAUUCACCUGAAAUGCUACAAACAAUGUGUUCAUGAUGACCAUCACUGAACUAGAAAAUUACACCAGUAUAUUAGAAUACCAUGAACAUCUAAUCAGGAAAGGUAGGAAUAAACUCUCUCUCUUCAGGAAUAAAGUAACAUACUUACUCAUUAAAAAUGAGUAAUUUCUUGAAAAUAAUUUUAUUGCACUUGUACUUGAUCAACACCUAGUGACUAAUCACUGUUUUCCAUAGCUGGGCUGUGGUGUGGAGACCAUAUCCCAUGAGAGGCCUGCAAUGAAAAGUUUGCUUUUUAUAAGAAGUUUUCCAAAAUACCAGGUUGUUUGUAAUACUAGGGUUUCCCCAUAAUAGCUGAUAACUGAACAAUAUGGUAAUUUAUGAAUUAUGUUAUGUUAUUGUUGGUUUGUUCACACAGCUGAACCAAAAUUCCCAAAGUAUUAUAGGACAAAACUUGUAUCACUUGAAGAAUGUACAACAGCUAUAUAUUAACACCACACAAAAAUAUUUCCACUAAAUCACAUUAUACAUCUAUUAGAUUUAUUUACCUGGGUUACAAGAAGGCACAAUAAAGAAUCUUUUACAAUGAACAAUUUAUUUAUUUGUCUGAACUAAGCUUUGUUAAAUUUCAACUAUUAAUCGUUGAUGAAAUAUCACUACUUAUUUAAUCUGUAGUUAGUCAAAACAUGUUAGUUCAGUCAAACCAUCCUUACAUAUUUGCAGUCGGGUAGCUGUAUGCAAAUUAAUGUCCAGUGACUUUUUGUCUAUUUAUUACAAAUUAUUGAUUGAAAUUUAGUGAAAUAUUCAAAUCCACAAAUUUUUUGACUUGUGGUAGCAUGCAAGCUAGACAUUAUAAGAUAAUCACUCAUAAAUCCAGUAAAAAAAAAUGCACUAGACAUGACUUAAAAUGUGAAAGCUCCAUCAUUAGAAGAAACUUGGAGUUCUUAGCAAACACAAUUAUGGGGAAGCUAAAUAAGAUACAAACAAAAUUAAUGAAAAGAUAUGCUUGUGAUGUAGGUGGCAGAAAAAUAGGAAACCUGUGAGGAACUCAUGCUGUUUUAGAAAGACUCUGUUCCCUUUGUAAAUUCUCAAAAAUACCAUACAAUUUUAAAUGAUGAAAGAUUAUCAUUUAAAGGAGAACAUACUUAGAUCUGUCAAGGGUGACAAUGAAAUUCAGUUAAAUUGUACAAUACAACCAAAUAUAGGGGAGGAAAUAUAUUAACAAAACUGGGUUGUAGAAUUUUAAGAAUUGGUUCUAGUCAAAAAUGGUUGCUUAACUAUGUCAAUUAAGGGGAAAAAAAUCAGAUGUUAAUACAAGAUUAAUGAGAACACUUGUAAAUAUACAAUCUUAAGUUUCCGGUAAAAUUGUCUGGUUUUCUUACUGAGAUUCAAAUUCCAAAAGCGAGUAUAAGACAUUAAUAAAAUAUUAGAUAGACUGCAAUUUCUUACUCAAACUUGCUAAUAUCUUAAUUUUUCAUUACAUCAUUUCUUUUUUUUCACAUUAUCCUCCAAAAUCCUUGAACAUGGUAUCAAUUCCAAAAUUGCAAACCUUGCACCAAAUUCCUUGCUUGAAUCACUCUGUGAAUUUCCAACCCUCGACAUUCCAAUUCCUUUAAUUAAUUCUGUCUCUAAUGUAGUGUUCCAAGUCAUUUUCUCUCUACAUAAAACGAUUUUCCUCAUGUCUUUUGCACAGUUUGUCUCCAUGCUGCUUGCUGUGAUAGGAACAUCUUUCUUCUAUGUAACCAGUUCAAGCCCACCAUAAUCUUACAGACAUCUGUUAAAUCCUUUCUCAACCUUCCUUGUUUUGAAGGAAACAAUUUCUGAUGACACAAAGGUUGGGGGUGUUGUGGAUAAUGUGGAGGGCUGUCAGAGGUUACAGUGGGACAUUGAUAGGAUGCAAAACUGGGCUGAGAAGUAACAGAUGGAGUUCAAUCCAGAUAAAUGUGAGGUGGUGCAUUUUGGUAGGUCAAAUAUGAUGGCAGAAUAUAGCAUUAAUGGUAAGACCACUGGCAGUGUGGAGGAUCAGAGGGAUCUUGGGAUCUGAGUCCAUAGGACACUCAAAGCUGCUACACAGGUUGACUCUGUGGUUAAGAAGGCAUAUGGUGCAUUGGCCUUCAUCAACCGUGGGAUUGAGUUUAAGUGCCAAGGGGUAAUGUUGCAGCUAUUUAGGACCCUGGUCAGACCCCACUUGGAAUAUUGUGCUCAAUUCUGGUCGCCUCACUACAGGAAGGAUGUGGAAACCAUAGAAAGGGUGCAGACGAGAUUUACAAGGAUGUUGCCUGGAUUGGGGAGCAUGCCUUAUGAGAAUAGUUGAGUGAAUGUGGCCUUUUCUCCUUGGAGCAACUGAGGAUGAGGGGUGACCUGAUAGAGAUGUACAAGAUAAUGAGAGGCAUUGAUCAUGUGGAUAGUCAGAGGCUUUUUACCAGGGCUGAAAUGGCUAGCACAAGAGGGCAUAGUUUUAAGAUGCUUGUAAGUAGGUACAGAAGAGAUGUCAGGGAUAAUUUUUUUUUUUACGCAGAGUGGUGAGUGUGUGGAAUGGGCUGCCGGCGGUGGCGGUGGAGGUAGAAACAAUAGGGUCUUUUAAAAGACUUUUGAAUAGGUACAUGGAGCUUAGAAAAAUAGAGGGCUGUGGGUAAACCUAGGUAGUUCUAAGGUAAGGACAUGAUUGGCACAGCUUUGUGGGUCGAAGGGCUUGUACUGUGCUGUAGGUUUUCUAUGUUUCUUUAAUCUCACACUGUAUCUGAAAUAUCCCAAACUCGAAUCCCUUCUUGUAAAUUUCUCCCAUAGAUCAGGUCAAAGAAUAAAGUUUUAUAUUCUUUGAAUAUAAUGAUAAUACGUGAUAAGUAUUAGACAACUUGUUAAAUGUAACAUCUUUCAUUGCCUUCAUUGGUAGGGGGGUUGAAUAUAAGAGUACAGAAGUCAUGCUGCAGCUAUCAAAAGCUUUAGUCACACCAUGAUUGCAGUAUUGCUUGCAGUUUUUGUCGCCCCAUUAUAGGAAGGCUGUGGAGAGGCUAGGAGAGAAUGCAGAAGAGAUUUACUAGAGUGCUGUCUCAAUUAGAGGAUAUGAAUUAUAAUGAAAGUUUGGAAAACUUGGGUUGUUCUCGCUAGAAUGUCAGAGGCUGAGAGGAGACCUGAUAGAGGCAUUUCAAAUUAGGAGUGACAUUGAUAGGGUAGACAGCCAGCACCUACCAACAGGCUAGAAGUGUCAAACAGCAAGGGACAUGAAACAAGGGAGAAGGGUUUAAAGGCAAUAUGAGGGGCAAGGUUUUUUUUAAUACAGGGUGGUAGAUCCCUGGAAUAGUUUACCAGGGUUAAUAGUGGAAGCAGGCAGCUUAUUACGAGUUUAAGCAGCUUUUAGAUAGACACAUGAAUAUGAAGGGAAAAAAAGAGGUAUGGAUGACACACAGAAUGAAGUUUAGUGUAAAAGUGGUUUCAAGAUUAGUACAAAAUCAUGGCCAAAUAGGUUGUCCAAUAUUGUACUGUUCUAUGCUCUAUAUAAUAAUGCUGUAAUUUCCCUUCAUUAUGCUUCUUGGUAGCAAAAGUACAAAGUACCUUUCUUGCUUCUUAAUUCCAAUGCAAACAGUUUCUGUUCUUAUUCUUUCAAGGACAUUCUUUCACUCAAAACAGCCUCAAAACAUCUCUGGGGACAUAACCUAUCAACCUGAUAUGUUGAUAUCCCAACAUAUCGAUGUAGCUAUAAAGAAGCCAAGACAGCAACUAGACUUCAUUACAAGUUUGAAGAGAUUUGGUAUGUCAACAAAUAUCCUCAAAAACUUCUAUAGAUGUACUGUGACGAGCAUUCUGACAGACUGCAUCACUGUCUGUAUGGGAGGGAGGAAGCUAUUGCACAGGACCGAAAGUACCUGCAGAGGGUCGUAAAUUUAGCCGGCUCCAUCUUGGGUACUGGCCUACAAAGUACCUAGGAUAUCUUCAAGGAGCAGAGUCUCAGAAAGGCAGCAUCCAUUAUUAAGGACCCCCAGCACCCAGGGCAUGCCUUUUUCUCAUUGUUACCAUAAGUUAGGAGGUACAGAAGCCUGACGGCACACACUUAGUGAUUCAGAAACAGCUUCUUCCCCUCUGCCAUCCAAUUCCUAAAUGAACAUUGAACCCGUGGACACUAACUCACUUUUUUAAUAUGUAUUAUUUCUGUUUUUGCACAAUUUUUAAUCUAUUCAAUAUUCAAUAUCUAUUCAAUACUGUAAUUUACUUAUUUAUUUUCCUCUAUAUUAUGUAUUGCAUUGAACUGCUGCUGCGAAGUUAACAAAUUCCACGACACAUGCCGAUGAUAAUAAACCCGAUUUUGAUUCUAAUACAGAGUUUUUGUUUGAGACUAGAAUGCACUGUACACUUCCAAGAGGUAUUCACACAGUCCUAAAUUCUGUCUUGCUAUCUGACAGACAGCUCUUAAAACAUAUGAUCCACAAAAAUUUCAGUCUCCCCAAGCUCUGAUGACUCCUGCUCUCUCCAAGCUAGGUCCUGUGCUUGAGCUUAAUCACAUUCCUUCACAAAGAGGUUGAAUAAUAAUGAAAUCAGGUCUGUCAAUAAUGGAAGAACAAUAUAACAAUGACCAAAGCCAAAUCCAACCAAGUUCAUCAAUUCAUUGAUGCAUUGAUAAGUAUAUGAUCCAUCCUUGGCAACCCUGUGUGAUACACUUAACUGGCAUUUUAUUAUCACCU